Messenger RNA from Acanthopagrus latus (yellowfin seabream), 2474 nucleotides. RefSeq names its product Krueppel-like factor 15. The transcript has 2 exons. NCBI's taxonomy places the organism in Eukaryota, Metazoa, Chordata, Actinopteri, Spariformes, Sparidae. The record is from RefSeq and is a predicted model, not a curated record. Gene Ontology annotation, biological process: regulation of transcription by RNA polymerase II. Bases 150 to 1076 code for a protein of 308 amino acids. Gene Ontology annotation, molecular function: DNA-binding transcription factor activity, RNA polymerase II-specific; RNA polymerase II cis-regulatory region sequence-specific DNA binding.
UCUGGGACUCACAGCGAGAUGAGCCCUCCAAACAUGUGAAAGAGGAACACUUUGACUUCCUCACAUGGUCUGAUGUGAAGACAGCGGAACAACCUGGAGGAUCUUUCCAGCCCACACUGGAAGAGAUCGAAGAAUUCCUGGAGGAGAAUAUGGAGGUGGUAACGAAAAAACAGGAGAUCAGAGAAAGUUGCCCAGGGUUGGUAAUAGGACUGGAGGAGGCUCUUGGUCUAGAGGUUGGACUGGAACGGUGCAGGGAAGGCUCCCCUGAGCCUAAGCAGAACCCAGAGGACAGGUAUUCAGACGAAACUUUCCCCACUGCUGGCCUAGCCAUUGCUGUCUCCAGUGAGGCCAAAACUACAGUUAACCACACACUUGAAUCCAGCUUAGGGGUCAAGAAGACUUCAGUGAACAAAACUUCAUCAGCAGACAGUGGUACAAACAGUAGUGGGGUGCCAGUCAUUCUACGGAUUCAGCCCCUUCAGGUCAAGCAGGAGCCCACAAUAGUGCCUCAAACCCCUGUAGCCCAGCCCCCACAGCCUGCCGCAGCCUCAGACUUAAAAAUUGCACAGCUACUGGUCAACAUCCAGGGUCAGACCUUUGCCCUGGUGCCCCACAUCCUACCCUCCCCCAGCUUUAAUAUCUCCUCCAAGUUUGUACGCAUUGCACCUGUCCCCAUUGCAGCCAAGCCCCUUGGGCUUGGGGAUAGCUCAGCCAGCCAGGGAUUAGGGAUUCUUGUUGGGGGACAAAAGUUCCCGAAGAACCCUGUGGCAGAUCUUAUCAAAAUGCACAAAUGCACUUUCUCUGGCUGCACCAAGAUGUACACAAAGAGCAGCCACCUAAAGGCCCACCUGAGGAGGCACACAGGGGAGAAGCCUUUCACCUGCAACUGGCAGGACUGUGGAUGGAGGUUUUCCCGGUCUGAUGAGCUGUCCCGACACAGGCGGUCUCACUCAGGUGUGAAGCCCUACCAGUGUCCAGUGUGCGAGAAGAAGUUUGCCCGCAGUGACCACCUGUCAAAACACAUUAAAGUCCACCGUUUUCCACGAACAAGCAGGACAGUUCGCUCAACUAACUGAUGAUCCAUUCAGAUCACUGGGAUCACUUGGAAGGCUCAGGUCACUCUCGUACAAACGUCCAUGGGAGCAAGAUGUGGGCAUGAUUACUCAGUUGAAUAUGUGAGAGGAAGGACACCUUACUUUGUGUUGUACUACUUUGCAGUCGGUGAUUGUUCUAAUUUAUUGGACAAAGUACAUGGACCAUUACCACCCUGUAAUCAGCUAAAGGUUGUUGUUGCUGUUGGUGCAGUGGUAUGUUAUAAUCCUUAUUUUUGUUCUGUCCUUAUCACCUGCCUCAGCAGAAGAUGAGAAAAGCUUAUUUUCAUUCAGUUUGGAUUAAGUGAUAGUUUUGGUCAGAGGCACUCAUGUCCAUUCUGCCUGGAUCAAAACAACUGCCUUUUAUCUUUGUGAAAGCUGCCAAUGUCUUGGACAUUUGUCAUGAUUCAAGUUCUUUCAGACCCUCAUUAGCUGCUAUCAGAGUUGCAGUUACUCUUCCUGGGGUCCACAGAUGUUUCUGCUGUAAGGUUACUCUUCUAGCUUUGUCCUAGUUCUUGCUGCCUUGCACCGCAGUUCAUUGACAGUACAGUUGAAUAACAUCUUCAUUAUUCAACUUGGGGGACACAUAUGUGAACUACCGCUUGCUUAGCAAAGUAAGGGAAAUCUGACAAUAAGCUAACGAGACCCCUCUCACAGUCCUUAGUGAACCUACGGAGAUGGAGGAGGAUGACAGAGCAACACAAUAACUGCAAAAUUAAAACGCAACUAAAAGGUUAAGCACACACUGAUUGUUGAAUUGGCCUUGUGAUGAGUGUUAAAUGAUCUUUGUUCAUUGUUUUAUGAAGCUAAGUGAUGUGUACCUAUGUGCUGCUCUUCUGUUUGUCUGCUUUUCAGGCUUUACUGUACCACAAAAUCCUUGGAAUUUGGAAAGCCAGAUGCUUUGGGAAAGUCAUGCUUUUCAGUGGUGCAUAGUUUAUUGGGGUGCUGGGGUGAACAGUGACUGUUCAAAAGCUGUCAUAACAUGGAACAUAUCAGUCAGUACAUUGCCAAGGAACUGAAUGUCUCAGUCUCCUUUUAAUAAUUGAACUAUUAUUUUACUUAUGACACAGAUGACACAAAAUCUGCCUCAAUGCUGUUUUUUUCUGUUAUUGGAGACACCCUGACAGCCUUUUACCUGAGCUUGCAGUAAUGUUACUUUGGGGUGACAUUGAUGGACAGACUACAGACUGGUGCUGAACUACCAGGAGGAUGAGCCUCUGGGAGAUGUAGUCACAACAUACUUUUCCAGGCCAUGACAAACUUCCUAUUACCUGAUUGCUCUCCAACAGUGAGCCACACCCAUUGUGACUAAGUACGGGUGUGACCAUGCCGUCCAUGCGUAAUUCAUUUAUGUAAAGUCACAAGUAAAAGGGGUAGAUUGUA